Molecule: messenger RNA, 2792 nt
Organism: Nilaparvata lugens (brown planthopper)
Lineage: Eukaryota; Metazoa; Arthropoda; Insecta; Hemiptera; Delphacidae
Product: probable methyltransferase-like protein 15 homolog
Exons: 2
Coding region: 841-2058 (405 amino acids)
Biological process (GO): rRNA base methylation
Molecular function (GO): rRNA (cytosine-N4-)-methyltransferase activity
Source: RefSeq, a predicted model, not a curated record
GUUUGAUUUCAUGAUUUGAUCUUCUUUUCCAGUUGGCAUUGGACAAGAACACAAGAAAGAUUGAAAGUGAGGUUAAAGAGGUUAUAAAGUGUAAUUUAACAUUUUAAUAAAUUGCAGAAAAAAUACAAAUUCAAUUUUUGUGAUUCUAAUCAUUUUUUUCUAUUUUACCAUACUUAAAAAAGACAUGAUCCUACUUCCAUUAUACUGAAUGGCAGGAACGUACAAAAAUUUUCUACGCUUGCUUGAAAAGUGGCCAAUUGAUGCAACAAAAAAGAAACGAGACAUCGGCCUACACAUUCGCGAGCAGCUGAAGCUGCAUUUCUCGGCUUCGGGUGAGCUGAACCCAACCAUCUGCCAGGAGAAGUGCGAUCGGCGUUUUGUGAGCCUCAAGCGACUUGUCGACAACCAUCACAAAAACGUCUACAGGCGGUCGGCGAAUUCUUCAGCCACCGGACUCACCGCUGAGCAGUGCAACAGUGUGCUGUCCGACGAAUUUCUCGACCACCUCGCCGAACAACGAAAGUCGGUGCUGAUCAAAGUCAACAAAUAGGUGGCUGGUAAAAUGCUCAGCACCCUGGGUGAUUUGUGGUUGGAUUUUGUUUGUUAUGAAUGGUAGGAUCGUUAUUGACGUCUUGAAUUUGGUAUAAGGUUGUAGGAGAUCUAUACCAGGGUCUCUCGUUUGAGAAGGGAACUAAAUUUGUCUGUUUUUGUCCUUUAAUUUUUUUUAUUCGAAAAGUGAACUGUGAGGUUGUAAGUUGAGGUUCAAAUCUUGCACAAUCUGAUUUCAAAUAUCUGAAUCCAAUUUUGAAUUGGUGUUGUUUAAAAGUCAAGUUUAAAAGCAUGCCUUCGGUGACGUAUCUCUAUCACAGUCGCCUAGGAUCUAAUUUUGUUUGCCUCAAGUUUAUUGGCCACAGUUUAUGCGUUGAUUCUACUAAUCGGGUAGUUAGACACCUCUCCAACUGCAUAGGAAAUCCAUUUAAUGUCUCAGCUAGAAAAUUUUCCAAUUACAAAGAAACCCCAGAAGCAUUGUCAGCUAGAAAACUCUCCGAAACCAAAGAAAAACCGCUGCAUAUCCCAGUUAUGAAGGAAGAGGUGCUUGAAAACGCUGGCCUCAACAACGAGUCUGUCUUCUUAGACAUGACUUUCGGCGCGGGUGGACACACACAAAGCAUUCUCGAUAAAUACUCCAGCUCCAAGGCCUACUGUUUGGACAGGGAUCCGGUGGCAUACCAGAUGGCAUGCGACUUGCAAACCAAAUACCCUGAAAGAGUUGUGCCACUGCUGGGCAAGUUUAGCGAGUUGCCUGGGUUACUCAAGGAACAAGAUGCGAGGCAGAACUAUUUCGACGCCAUUCUGUUCGAUUUCGGAUGUUCGUCGAUGCAGUUCGAUGAGGGAGGACGGGGGUUUUCUGUGAGCAAAAACGGGCCACUCGAUAUGAGGAUGGACGGCAAUCGGCACCCACAAAACCCGACCGCUGCCGACGUGCUGGCCACGGCUGAUGAACACGAUUUGUACAAAAUUUUCAAGGUCUACGGCGAGGAAAAGAAGGCCAGAAAGAUUGCUCGAGCUGUCGUGGAGGCUAGAUACUUGUUCACGCCCCUACAAACCACACGAGAAUUGGCCGACCUCAUUUCCAGCGUCCUCGUCAACGAAACACGUACCGACAAACUUGACCGUCACACGCAUGUUGCCACCAAAAUCUUCCAAGCUCUGCGCAUUUUUGUUAACAAUGAACUCAACGAAAUCAACUACGGCCUGUUGCUAGCUCAACGCUACCUGCGCAUCGGCGGUCGGCUCAUAACCAUCUGUUUCCACUCACUGGAAGACCUGAUCGUGAAGCGUCACAUCACCGGCAAUAUGACUGACAACGAGAUAAAUAUGCUGCCGCUGCAGUAUGUCGAUAACAGCCGGUGGCACGACAGGCAGUCCAUUGACGAGUUCACCUCCUCCCAUUGGCAGCCUCUGCUCAAACAUGUGCUCGUGCCUUCUGACUAUGAGGUCGAAAGCAAUCCUCGAAGUAGGUCGGCCAAAAUGAGGGCUGCCGUUAGAGUCAGCUAGAUUCAAUAAAUUUGUAAUUUAAUAGAAUAGAUUGCCAUAAACUCAUCAAUGUACUAUUAUUGAUUUCUAAGUACCUACUUGUUGGAUUACAAUAAAAACAGUGUAUUUGAAAAGUAAAGCUGAAAUUAUUAAUAUUACGUUUUACGUUUUGAAAUCAAAUGAAGCUAAAUAUUCUUAGAGUCCUAAAAUAGUUUUAUUAUUACCGUAUUGAUGUUUUCUCCUUAUCGGCUUAAUUAAUGUUCAACAACCAUAAUAUAAUAAAUUUAUCAGCAAUUACCACAAUCAUAUUUGCUUAAACCGGCAAAUGGCUUGCAUAUUUUACUGGUGAAAUCUCAAUUAUAAAAUUACAUGCAAGAACUGUUAUCAUGAAAGUUCAUUUAUAACAUGAAUCCUAUAAAAAUCUAUGUCUAGUAUAUAGGAGGUAUGUUCUAUCAAAUUUGGGAGGAUUUUUCCUCCUGUAUUUACCAGCACAAUAUGUUUGUGUAGUAUUGGAAUUUGAAGUAGUAGAAAGCUUCUUCAAGAGCUAUUGUAGAAAUGUUUUGUGUAGGAAUGUUUGAUUAAAUUUUUACAUCUUCUGUAUUUUCAAAAUAAUUUUUUUGUGAUAUUGAAGUAGAACUUUAAUUAGCAUUCAAAAUUGUCCUCAAUCAAGAGAAAUGGGGUAUGAAUAGUAUGUUAUGUUUUUCUUUGUAGUAGUUGUGUUCUAGUUAUGUUUGAUUAAAGUUGUAAAGUUUCAA